AGGUCAAGGAUAUAGACGCGGAGAGUAAUCACUCCGGGAAAGUUACAACGAGCUCUAUGGAAGAAAAAUUAGAACGCACAGUACGAUGUUCAUCAGUGCUGAUAGGAGCGCUGGGCAUCUCCCUGAUAGCGCUAGCAAUAUACACAGCGGUGCUGGUGCUCACUGAGUACCGGAGUCCGAGGCCUUGUCUCAGUGAACAGUGCGUUGGAACUGCUUCACGGAUCCUGCAAGCCUUAAACAAAGAUGUGGAUCCCUGUACUGACUUCUACGAGUUUGCGUGCGGAGGCUGGAUCAAACAGAACCCUGUGCCAGACUGGGCCACCUCCUGGGACCAGCUGGCGAAGCUUCGAGAACAGCUGGUCACCGAUCUCAGGGAUCUACUUGAAGCCAAGGACGAUGAGGGACUGCCACAGAGCGUGUUGAAAGCCAAGAGUCUAUAUAGGACUUGUAUUAAUACUGACAGACUAGAAGUUGACGGCAUCAAGCCGAUUCAAAAAAUCCUGCAGAAGUUGGGUCUUCCACCGCGGCCACCAACAGAGAUGACUGCUAACUUCACGUGGGAGGCAGUAGCGGGUAAAGGACGUAGGAACCUGGGACUGAACGUGCUACUCAGCGUGCAGGUCGCUGAGGAUGUUAGGAAUACCAGCAGGAACCGUGUCGUGAUCGAGCAAGUAUCCCCAGGGUUCAGCGACCGCUACCUGCUGCAGCCGGAGCAGUUCUCGCACGAGCUGGCGCAGUACCACAAGUACAUCAAGUCCAUGAUCAAUAUCGCUGACAACGAGACCGACGCAGAACAGUUUGCUGAUGAUAUUGUCGAGUUCAGCAAGAAAUUGGCUAAGAUAAUGACACCAGUAGAGGUUCGUCGCAGUGGUACUCACUUGUUCCACGAGGUCAGCGUACAGCAACUGAUCCAGGGCUCCAGCGGUGGGCCAGCACAGUGGAAACAGCACGACUGGGAGCAGUACCUGCAGCUGGUAUUCUCCAACACGAGCGUGGCGCUGCAGCCGCAGUCCGACCGCGUCAUCGUCAUGGACCUCCCCUACUUGCAGAAACUGUCCGUGCUGCUGGUCGACACCAAGCCUGUUAUUGUUGAACGUUUCCUGUGGUGGAGCGUGUUCUCGACGGUGGCGCCGAUGACGCUGCGGUCGUUCCGCGAGCUGGGGUUCGAGUUCUCGCGCGCCGUGUUCGGCCUGCAGCAGCGCACGCCGCGCUGGAAGAGCUGCACCGCCAACGUCAACGCCAACUUCGGGGUCGCGCUCAGCUACUUGUACGUCAAGAAGCACUUCGACUACACCAGUCGCCAGAAGGCUAUCGAGAUGGUGGAGGACGUGCGUGAAGCGUUCGCUGCAGCCGUGGAAUCCCUGGACUGGAUGGACUCCAGCACGCGGCUGAAGACGCUGGACAAGCUGAAGGCCAUCCGCAACUUCGUCGGCUUCCCCGCCUGGCUGCUCACUCACGAACAACUUGAUAAACAUUAUAAACACGCGGAGGUAGUGGAGGGCAACUUGUUCGAUACGUACCUGAAGCUCACGUUUGCAGCGGUGAAGAAGUCGCUGGAGUCGUUGCGAGAGAAGCCAGACAGGAACAGAUGGGUAGCCACUGCUACCACUGUUAAUGCAUUCUAUUCUGCGACCCUAAAUUCAGUCACAUUCCCCGCCGGUAUUCUGCAGCCACCCUUCUAUGGAAAUGGAAUUGAAGCGAUCAACUACGGAUCUAUUGGUGCCAUAAUGGGACAUGAGGUCACACACGGGUUUGACGAUCAAGGUCGUCGCUACGACGAGGAGGGCAACCUGAAGCAGUGGUGGUCGGCGGCCACCCUGGAGCACUACCACAGCAAGGUCCAGUGCAUCAUCGACCAGUACAGCAAGUACCACAUGCCGCAACUACCCAACUACACCGUGCACGGGUUCAACACGCAGGGCGAGAACAUCGCGGACAACGGCGGGCUGCGCGCCGCCCUGCGCGCAUACUCGCUGCUGGGCGCGCGCGCGCCGCUCGAGCGCCGCGUGGCGCUGCCCGGCCUGCCGCACUACAAGCCGCACCAACUCUUCUUCUUAGGGUUUGCACAGAUAUGGUGCGGCAACUCGACAGUGGGCGCUUUAAAAUCCAAAAUGGUGGAGGGCGUCCACAGUCCGAACAAGAUCCGAGUCAUCGGUACCCUGAGCAACUCCAAGGAGUUUGCGGAAGCCUGGAGCUGUCCACUCGGGUCGCCGAUGAACCCGGAACAUAAGUGCGUGCUCUGGUGA
This is a messenger RNA of Spodoptera littoralis (African cotton leafworm), 2246 nucleotides long. NCBI's taxonomy places the organism in Eukaryota, Metazoa, Arthropoda, Insecta, Lepidoptera, Noctuidae. The record is from the annotation of a GenBank genome assembly.